Molecule: messenger RNA, 345 nt
Organism: Rotaria sp. Silwood2
Lineage: Eukaryota; Metazoa; Rotifera; Eurotatoria; Philodinida; Philodinidae
Source: the annotation of a GenBank genome assembly
AUGAAUGGAACAGCGCUUGAUUUAUCUUUACCAAGUCGUCUUUCUGAAAAGUCAGCAAUACAAGAACUUAUUAAUGGAUUAAUGAUUGAACAAUGGAGUUUAUCUAUGAUAUAUGAAAGGUAUUAUAAUGCAUGUCAACCAAUAAAAUGUACUUAUAGUUAUGCAACAAAAAAUGAUCUACUUUAUAUUCUUACCACAUUAUUAGGGCUAGUUGAUGGCAUGAUGACAAUUUUGAAACUUGUUGUACCACUAUUUGUUAAAAUUGUGAGAAGAAAUAAAAGUAUAACAACUGAAAGAACAGGAAAGAUGAUUUUUCUUUGGUUUACUGAGAAUCAUGAUAGAUAA